Molecule: messenger RNA, 11026 nt
Organism: Calypte anna (Anna's hummingbird)
Lineage: Eukaryota; Metazoa; Chordata; Aves; Apodiformes; Trochilidae
Gene: CDKL5
Product: cyclin dependent kinase like 5
Exons: 17
Coding region: 1385-4249 (954 amino acids)
Biological process (GO): protein phosphorylation; regulation of dendrite development; positive regulation of axon extension
Cellular component (GO): dendrite cytoplasm; nucleus
Molecular function (GO): ATP binding; protein kinase activity
Source: RefSeq, a predicted model, not a curated record
GGAGGUAGGGGAGCUGCGCCCGGGGGGAGCGAACGCCGCGAGGUCGUCCCUUGCCCUCCGCCGCCCUCACCUGUCACCUCCCGGCUGCCGGGCUCUUGCUGCUGCUGCGGCGGGGCAGCCCCUUCCCUCGACUCCGUUCCUUCUCCGCUACCCCUGGCCGGCUGCGCCGCUCGCAACCCCGCUGCCGUUGGGCGGCCGCCGCCCACCCCCUCUCUUGCCCUCCUCCUCCCCCCAUCCCAUCCCGUCCCAUCCCACCGGCAGCCGUUUCCUGGCGCGACCGCCGCGGGCGUGGGGUCGCUGGGUGUCCCCGCCGCCGGGCAGCCCCGCGCUCUGCAGCCCAGGUGUGGCGGGGGCCGAGGCUCCGGUGGCUGGCGGGGUCUGACGAAGGCGCGGUGUCCUCUUGCAGCCGUUCUCGGGAGGGGACAGAGCCCGAGGGCGCGGCCUCUCCUCAGCCCCGGUGGUCGUGGUUUCGCUGAGGUUUCCCGGGAGGUGGAGGGGGGGGGACGGCCGCCGCCGCCUGUGGGAUUCCGCCUGUGGGAUUCCGCCCGUGUUCCCUGUCCAGCUCUCCCCUCUUCCUCCCUGAUCCCCUUCUCUGUCUACAUGGAAGGGCUUGUUCCUUUUCCUAUAAAGAUACUCCUUAGGUUGUGAGGAUUUGGUGGAAGGAGUGUCUCUCUGUCUUUCUUUUGUGUUUUUGUUGGCUUUUUUUUUUUUUAUUUUAAAAACAAUUUUUAUUUUAAAAUCCUUCACACUGUUGCUGGGCUUGUGCAUUUUCUGUGCCAGUUAUGAGAAAGCAUUCUAGCUAUCAGGUAGGUAGGUGGUGAUGAAGAGCGUGAGAGGGGACAACACCCAGGAGAGAAGGCAGUUCCUCAUUUGGAGCCGCUAGGAAGGAGAGGGAUGCCGGGAUUCCCACUGCUGGGCUAUUCCUUGCUUCUGCUCUCAGGUUUCAUCUUUCAUAUUGGUCGGUGAGGAGGGAAAACCCGGUUGCUAUCCUCGGGCUUGAGCUUAUGGAAGGGAAAAGGAUUAUUUUCAAGCGGGGUUUUGUGUGUUUGCAGCAAAGCCGCUUCCUGGGUUGGAGGAGCAAGAAGCUGUGUUGGAUAAGGAUCCAUUCUUUUUGGUGUAUGUGAGGGCUCUGCGUGCUGUUGCUGAAUUACUCCAGCCUCGCUCUCGGAGAUCCUCCUCCUACCUGCAUCGUGUAUCGCCAACCAUCGCUGCGGCAGGAAGCUACUGACUGCCUAGAAAUAAAGAAAGGCUGUGACAAGCCUCAUUGAUCAAGGUGGAUUUUUUUAUGUCCAAGAACCUUUCCACAACUGCCAUUUGCAAAACCUUUGAACGCACCCUAUUGUGCCAUGUUUUGUGGCUCUCACCGUAAAAGGAAUUUGUCUUGAUGAAGAUUCCUAACAUUGGUAAUGUGAUGAAUAAAUUUGAGAUCCUUGGGGUUGUAGGUGAAGGAGCCUAUGGUGUUGUACUUAAAUGCAGACACAAGGAGACACAUGAAAUUGUGGCUAUCAAGAAAUUCAAAGACAGUGAAGAAAAUGAGGAAGUCAAAGAAACCACUUUACGAGAGCUUAAAAUGCUUCGCACUUUGAAGCAGGAGAACAUAGUGGAGCUGAAGGAAGCCUUCAGAAGACGAGGAAAAUUAUACUUAGUUUUUGAAUAUGUGGAAAAAAAUAUGCUUGAAUUGCUAGAAGAGAUGCCAAAUGGAGUUCCACCAGAAAAAGUGAAAAGCUACAUCUACCAGCUAAUUAAAGCAAUUCAUUGGUGCCAUAAGAAUGAUAUUGUUCAUAGAGAUAUCAAGCCAGAGAAUCUCUUGAUAAGCCACAAUGACGUUCUGAAGCUGUGUGAUUUUGGCUUUGCUCGUAAUCUCUCUGAAGGAAGCAAUGCUAACUAUACAGAAUAUGUGGCUACCAGAUGGUACCGCUCACCUGAACUCUUGCUUGGAGCCCCCUAUGGAAAGGCUGUGGAUAUGUGGUCUGUGGGCUGCAUCCUGGGAGAGCUGAGUGAUGGGCAGCCCUUGUUUCCUGGGGAGAGUGAGAUUGACCAGCUCUUUACUAUUCAGAAGGUGCUAGGCCCACUGCCAGCCGAGCAGAUGAAGCUCUUCUACAGCAACCCACGAUUCCAUGGCUUGCGGUUUCCAGCAGUCAAUCAUCCACAGUCUUUAGAGAGAAGAUACCUGGGAAUUUUAAGUGGUGUAUUGCUUGAUCUUAUGAAGAAUUUACUGAAGUUAGAUCCAGCGGAUAGAUAUUUGACAGAACAAUGUCUGAACCAUCCUUCGUUUCAAACCCAAAGGCUCUUGGAUCGCUGUGGAAGUUCACCUUCACGGUCAGCUAAGAGAAAACCUUACCACGUAGACAGCAACACAUUAUCCAACAGAAAUCAAGCCAGCAAAAGUUCUGCUUUGCAGUCACACCACAGAUCAAACAGCAAGGAUAUACAGACCCUAGGGGUUGGUGGGCCAAGAGAAGAGGGUCUUCCUGCAAAUGAAAGCUUUUUAAAUGGAAAUCUUCCCGGACCUGCACCUAGCCCAAUGCAUGCAAAAAAACCAAGCAACACACCUGGAUCUGGCAACAAGGAUCUAGCCAACAAUAACAUGCCUCACCUUCUCAGCCCAAAGGAAACAAAGGCAAAAACAGAAUUUGAUUUUAAUGUGGACCCAAAAAGUUCCGAUGGCCCGGGUACGAAGUACCUGAAGUCUAACACCAGAUCUCAGCAGAACCGGCACUCAUUUUUGGAAACUCCUCAAAGCAAAACUGGGACGCUGCAGCCCGGCGAUAAGCACAGUCGCCACAGCUACAUCGAUACCAUCCCACAGUCUUCUCGGAGUCCUUCAUAUCGGACAAAGUCAAAGAGCCAUGGGGUUCUGACAGACUCGAAAUCUGUAGGCAACCUCGCUGAGGUCAGGGCCCAAGCUGCAGAACCAAACAGCAGUAGGUAUUUCCCAUCCAGCUGUAUGGACUUGAACUCUCCUACCAGUCCCACCGCUCCACGGCACGGUGAUAACAGAACUUUGCUCAGCCCAUCUGGGAGGAAUAACCGCAGCGAGGGUACCCUGGAUACCCGAAGAGCAUCGACAAGACACUCCAAAACAAUGGAGGAGUUAAAACUGCCAGAUCACAUGGAUGGAAGCCAUUCCCACUCUCUAUCUGCUCCACACGAAUCUUUUUCCUAUGGUCUAGGUUAUACCAGUCCUUUUUCUUCACAGCAACGCCCUCAUAGACACUCUAUGUAUGUGAGCCGGGACAGAGUGAGGUCAAAGGGCUCAGAGGGUGGCUUAAGCAUAGGGCAAGGGAUGGCAGCCAGAGCAAACAGCCUGCAACUGUUAUCUCCACAGGUGCAGCAUAAGUCACUCACAAGAUCUGUUGGCUCAUCACGAGAAGACUGUACAGAAGAUACUAAUAGGGGUGGAGCAUAUCAUGAUCCACACACAGAAGAUGGAACAUCUACUAAGGAAAAUAGAAUUCUGUAUAAUGAUCCUGUUCCAAGAAGAGUUGGCAGCUUUUACAGAGUUCCAUCUCCGCGUCCAGAGAGCACAUACAUAGAGAACAGUGUGUCAAACAGAGCCUCUGUGUUACCAGCAGACAGCAGCACGGUGGCAAACCACUCAAAGAGGCAAACCACCUUUGACACCUGGAAAAGUCCUGAAAACCUUAACAGUCACUCAGAACAGCUCAAGGAGAAAGAAAAGCAAGGUUUUUUCAGGGCAAUAAAAAAGAAAAAGAAGAAACCUCAAACCGUGCCUAGCAGUGAUGGUCAGGAUCUCUUGGCAUUACAGAAAGCCAUUCAUUCUACUAAUCACCAGAGCAGUAGGCAGAAAGAUUGGCAUCCUGAGAAGAUGACAGAAAUACAGCCUCAUAACCAGCCAUUAAAAUCUCUCCGAAAGUUCUUACACCUCUCCUCUUCAAACCACCCUGUCCCUGCGGAGCCUCGCUUCCAGCCCUUGCCAAGCCAGCCAGCCAAAGCUGCUUUCUCUGAAGUGCGGAUUCACCCCAUGAGCCAAAGCUCUGGUGGCAGCGGCGGGGGCGGCAGCGGCAACGUGCGGGCAGAGCCUCAGCCGAAGGGCCGCGCGUCCCUGCAGAUCCCCAGCCCGCUGGAACCCACCUGGCACGUCUCCCCGGUGAACCGUAGCGCCAGCGAUGGGCCCCCCUACUCGGAGCAGCUGCCUGCCAAGAGCGGACAGAACGGGCACACCUACAACCGGGCCAACCGGGCCCGAAUGCCCAAUCUGAAUGACCUGAAGGAGACGGCCUUGUAAUGGCGCUGGGGAGCCCAGGCGGGAUCCGGCGGAGAUCAGCGCAGGGGAGUGGUGGUGGUGGUGGUGAUGAUGGUGGUGGUGGUGUUGGUAAGACUGCAUAUUGAGCUUUAUGGAGGUGUGCAAUACGUAGGUGUGGAGCUGUGCUGAUUGGCACCACAGCGAGGGUCAGGGAUGAUGCAGAGGACAGAGGUGACUCCUGGGUGACCCCACAUCAGAAAUGUCAGUGGGUGCCCCUCAGGCAGAGGGUGUGGGUCAGGGAGGAGAAUGAAUUGGUGUUUCCUCUUCUUUACAUUCCAGCUUAGUGCACAUCUCUGAAAGCUGGGAGACUUCUGGUAUGUGUUGGCACUUGUAAGGGUGAAAACAUUCGUGUCUAGACCUAUACCCUUACUACUUCUUUUGCUGCCUAGUUAAAACAGUGGGGUUUAUGUGAUAAAAGUGUAUCCCCGUUAAGGGUUUAAAGUUAAAUUGUAUGUCUUAAAUUUGUUUUUUAAACUUCCAUAUUUGAUAGGAUUUGUAAUAUUUAUUUAUGAUGACCUAAUAUCGUACUGUUAUAAUAUCUUUUAUGUUAUAAUGUAAAGUUAUUUUGAGCUGUUUGAAACAUUGUGAAGCAGUGCAACAGCUACAGUAGUUUCUAUAAAAGACUAACAGUAACAUUUAUAUAUUGCAUCAGGAGUAUUUUAUUCUAUAUAUAAAUAUAUAUACAAACAGAAAAUAACUGUCUGUUUUUUAAAUAUACUCAUUUAAAAGAAAAGUAUUGUUAUGACACUAUCUGCCAUAUUUUUAUACAUUUGUGAUAUAAAGUGCAGUAUUAUACUUCUAAUAAAAGGAACUUGAAUGUGGAAAUAAACGUGAUUGUAACAGUAUGAAUCUUGCUUAGCUACAGUAGCCCGGUGUUACAGGCACUGUUGGUAACAAACAGAAGACAACACUCAAUCCCAGGCUUUCUUAUGGGCUAUUUUGUUGGAAAUAUUGGUGCCUGCCAAUAAUGUAAGAGACUGCAGAACUGUACAGUAAUUUAAAUGUGGUGUGUUCUCCCCUGUGUCCUUAGCUUUCCUGGUAAUAUUAAUGGAUUUCUGCAUCUGCAUCAAAAGCACAGAGCCCCAGUACCAAAUUCUUGUUUCCUGUAAAGAGAUGAAGCGCCCCGUGACUACAAGCUGAAGCAGGUGCUCUUCCACUUAAUAGCAGGGGUGAAAACCAAAGAAAUAUAGCAUGAAUUGCAAGUUAAAUGCCAGACUUUGACACUUAAGCAUAGCAUGGCACUGCAGAUCAUGGUAUAAGCUUUUAUGCAUAUGUGUAGUUUACAUCUUGUUGAGCAAUCUAUUAGCUAAUAAGAUAAACACUGUAUUUAAAUUUAAACUACUCUUGCACUUUUUAUUAUAUUUCAGGAUGUAUUUAAAGCUACAAAUCUGAUAUUUGGAUAUUGAGGGAGAAGGUUGCCAUGCAACUCAUUUUCUCCUUAGGUCUUACUAUCCAAAUAUUCCCGUACACAGUUCAGUCACCAGUCUCAGCGAAAUCCUAGAUCAUGGGUUCCAGUCUUCUGUACAGCAUUGUUAAAACUGCCUUUACAUUGGUGAAUGUCAAGUGUAGCAAAUACACAACCUGAUUCCUCUGUUGCUGCCAUUAAAUUAAAUCAAAGGUGAGUCAGGCCUGUAGUGUCAGAACAAUACAAUCUUUCCUUUUCAAACACAUCCAUUCAGCUCCCUCAUUACUCUGCAGCAUAAUUUUUUUUUCUAGAUGCUGUCCUCAUAAGACAUUUGUAAUUGCAAAUAUGUUAUCUCUAAAAAAAAAAAAAAAAAUUAAAAAAAAAAUAUUAGCCCAAAUGUAAAUGUGAUGAUUUAGUAAUAUACAUAGCUAGGAGAAGCAGCCAGGCAGUAAGAGCUGAACUGUUACUGGCGUAACAGUGCAAACUAGACGUGCUGUUUAGUACCUUUCAAGUCAUACCAAAGUUUUAACAACAACAAAUUUGGCACCACUACUCUAAAAAUGUUUGUCAGAAAGUACAAUAUGGAAGGCUGUUACAUGAGGUUUGUCCAGGGCUAAAAGUAAGUCUAGUAAACUUGAAAAAUUACAAAAUAAGAAUUCUUCAAUUGCCUGCAAGAAAUGUGCAUGUGGUUUUCUGCAGAGUUAUGAUAUAUAUAUGAUAUAUGAUAUUGAUAUAUCAUAUAUAUAGCAUAUAUAAAUACAUCAGACAUGAAGGAGUAUUCCAUUUUUUAAAAGUUCAGUGGGCAUCCAGGAUGGACACUGUGAUAUUUACUGGUCAUCACUGUCAGAGCUUAGAAGCAUGUUUAAGCAAUUGUGGACACUUAAGGACAAUGGGGUUAGUCCUGUUGUCCACUUUGAAAUGGGCUGGUGCCACUGAAAUCCCUCACAGAAGCAGUGUCCAAGACUGUCCAUGAUGUGUGAUUUCAGUGUCUCCGAGGGAUUGUUCAGACAAGACUCUUCUGUACUUUGUGGAUAAUAUAUCCUUUAGUCUCUGCAAUAUUUCUAGCUUGCUGGUAGGAGCUUCAUCCUGGGGAUGAGGAUGAUGAUGGGCUGUUCUGAUUCCUACAAGGAAAAAUGUUUCCAAAGGAUUUUUUUCUUGGUACCCAUUAAGUUAAGUCAGGGUAAUCUGGCUGUACAUAUAGCUGUUUAAAGUAGUUAGCAAAUCUUCAAGGGUGACCCAAGAAAUGUUCAAGAAUUUGAUGGCCCAUAUUUAAAUAACGUUGUUUCUCCUUCAUACUGCAUUUUCUGAAUUGCGUUGAAUGUAUGUAGUAUUUUCUUCCUUCUGUUGGAAAGAACUUCCAGCAGCUCAACCAGCUGGUGCGGUGAUAAAUCCUGUAUUUUUAACCUGGUCUAACUUCCCAAUAUUUAGAAUAUUGCUAAUGUAACUUUGUUGAGGCUUCCAAAGGAGUCUUAUUAUAGUGUGUGAGAUUUGCUGGCUUAAAUAAGAGGAAGAGAAUUACAAAGCAAAUAAUUUUGUAAGUGUGAGCUUUCCUCUUCACUGGUCUCUGAGUCUUGUGCUACAUGUUCUAUGGAUUCACUUACUAUGAAGUGUUGUAGUUAAACCACAUUUUAUUAUUUGGCAAUCUGUUUUGCCUUCUGGGAUCACUAAUGAUGUGAAUAGAAAAAAACUAAGCUUCAGAAAUUAAUUAUGGUCAUUUUGCAGAACUUCAGCUGCCUAAACGUGUCUGUAUGGUUUUGCUAUAGCUCUUGAGCUCUUGUAAACCAAAAAAAGAAGCACCUUAAGCUCAUCUUGAAUUAAAUUGUAUUUGUGUUUAAGCUGUCGUUUUAAACUGCCAUGUAAAUGUAUUAACCUUAAACAAUUUUUUUUCAACAGACCUGACCAGAGAAAACAGUCCCUUAGGGCUAUUUAAUGCUUUUUGCUCUGUUUAUUGCAGUCCAAGAUUUGUUGCUCCACUGAGAGGUUGUCAGCACAGAGCAUCAGGCAGAGUGUUGGCAGGAAGUCAGCGAUCUCAGAUUCUGUCCCUUCUUCCUGAAACGUUCCCCAUCCUUCAGGGCUUGGAACUGACACCAAGCUUUGAUUUCUGGUACCAAGUGAGACCCUACCUAAAUGUGUGGGUCCUGGCACCUCUUUAUUUACAGAUACUGGCUCUUGUAGAUUGAUAUUAAAGUAGGCUUCAAACCUCAAACCUACCAGGUACCCUCAGGACAUCCUUGGGCUCAUCACCUUCCUUUCCUACACUGACUUGUUUCUGGGAGCAAAGCUGGAGUGAUUCUUUGAGAAGCAGUGUCCUGUGACAGGCCUUCGGCCACUCCUUGUCAUUGCACUUAGGUCUCUUUAACAGAUGAAUCUUACUCGUAUAAAAUGCUACAUACCAAUUUCUUUGUCUUUUUUCUUCAAAAGCUGCUGUUGCUACUGGCUGAGUAGAGUCUUGUUUUCACCUAGAAAAAGCUACAACUUCUUAAAAAUUCAGUGCUGUAAACCUCCCUUGAAAGAAUGGAAACAGAUUAUAUAGUUCUCAUAGCACUGCUGUGAUCUGUUUAGCUAAGGCAAAACACAGACACUUUUGAGGGGAGCCGUGCUCUAGAGGUGUUUGAAAUUUUUAUUCAUGUUUCAACUUGUUGUUGUCUUAUAAUGAUUUGGUAGUGAGACAUGCUUCAAAAAUAUCUGCACGUAAUUAAUUCUGUAUGUGUUUGUCACUGUCAGGUUAGAGCUGGGUGAAUCUUAGAAUCCCAGUUACACAGAGUAUGGAAAGGAUAGCCAUGUAUAAUAUACAGCAAUGGGGUGGCAAUGAAUGUUUAUUUUUUCCAUUCCAGCUAGCAUACAUAGUACAUCUAUUAAUGACAUGAUAUCAUAAACCAUGCAUCUGGGCAUGUUCAUGUAAGUGGGACCACCAUUCAAAAUAAGAGUGUCCCAAAAGAUGACUGGAAAGGUGAUGUGCCCUAUGUAAUGCUUUUUAGAUGACUUUCAAAUCAGGACAUUAUUUAAGAACAGGUGCCUUUCCCUACACAGCUCUCUCUAAUGGUGUCAUGACGUUAACCACUCAUUAACUGGGUUUGUGGUGACUGAGGAGAAAAGCCAUUUAACUUCUGACCUUUGUUAAAAAGGGAGCAGUUUGAGUAAACCCUUUUUAAUUGAACACAGCUUGGCAGUUCUAGGUGUUGACUCCUUUUUUGAAGGGUCAAGCAGCAACAAGUGCAUCAAUGUUCAGGCUUCUCAAGCAAGUGAAGCCUCAUGCACAUCAUUUGUUUCAGAUGUACUGAAACUGAAGACUUCUCAUUUUGCAACCAAGAAGCAAAUUUUGUGAAAACUAAGCAAAGCAAAUAUUAUAGAAGAUCCUCUUUCAAUUGGAAGAGAAAAGCUGUGGUAGGUCACCUGUUCUCUCAGUGGACUGUCUUAGCAGCUACUGGAUGAGACAACAUAGGUAAAUCUGAUGGAUUAGGUCUGAGUUUUAUUUGCUCCAAGUUCUGCUUAGAUGCUUAUUUGUUACCUUGUCUACAGCCAAUUCUUUGGUGCAAAAGUUGGCACUUUCUUUGACAAACUAAGUGGAAGAUACACGAGAAGUGUGAGAGGACUGGCCCUGCUGUUUGGAUGCUUUUUAUUCCCUGCUCUUCUAGAAUGUAUCUCAAAAUAUGCAGCUGGGCAGGAGUGACUCUUGAGACAUGGCCCAAGAGUCUGAACAUAGAAUUUGUGACUUAGGCUAAGAGUGACUCUACACAUCUCUUAUCUCCUCUGCAAGUCAAACUACCUCCUCUCUUGCAGAAUGUGAUCAAACUUUGGUUUGUUCUAAGCUUAUUAUUGACUCCAAAUUUUGAAGAGAACUAUAAAAAGAUUUUUCCUCUAGGUACUGUUAGCAACCAAGUAAUAAUAUCUUGAUGGGCCUUUGUCUGAUAUACUUCUGAAACCUCCAAGCCAUCUGAGCUCUCCUUCUAGAAUCCCAAUGCCAUCCUUUGCACUGCUUGGCAGUCUUCCCUUGCCCUUCCCUAUGUAGUUCUCAAAUAUUGCAGUUGCCUUGUUCUUUAUUUUUUUCUCUAGUGCUGAUUAUCAGGGAGUUAGAGGCCUUAUCUACUACUCCGCCCUACUUGCUGUUUUAUUCAAACAGCUCUCCUUAGACUUGCUCAGGAUUUUCUUCAUUUUAAUUUUCCAUUCCAUCUGGGUGAGGUACCAUCCCUCGUUGUGCCCCCGGCAAAACACACUGCCUGCCAGGUGCUUCGUCCCACCAGGUCUCUGUUUUCACAGGGCAUUGUUUCUCUGGAUGUGUUCUGAGAAAUGCAGAGUGGCAUCUCAGCUGUGCAGGCACAGAAACACGUAGUGAAGUCACUGCUCUCAUAGGUCUUUCCACUAGCAACAUUAAAGCAUGUUCAUAGCACAAGGUAGAAGCCACUAUUCAAGUUUCCUAUAGGAUAUGGACUUCUUGGUGAAAACUCUUGACAUGUAAAUCCAAUGGCAGAGGUUUUACCUGUUUAGUAACAAGGCAAAACUUUAAGUGUAGGGAACAGUCUCAGCUUUCAACUUUCCUUCUUACUUUUUUUUUUUUUAUGCUAGUGCACAUCUUAAGAUUUGUACUACUGAAGGGUAUGUCUAUUCAAAAGGAGAAACCUAUAUACAUAGUUGGUUUAUAUGGAAUAGUAAACUAAAAUCUUCCAGGAAACUAUAAUUUUGUUGGAAAAUUCUAUGCAGGCAUUUUAAAAUCUAUUUAAUCUGCUAAGAACUUCCAGGACUGCUUAGAUCUCCACUGUGAAAUGCUCAAUUCUGAAUUUACAUCAUUUAGGAGAAGGAAGGAGGUAAGGAAGAAUGAGGUUUAGAAAAAUGUGAUCAUUUUUCACAAUCUGCCAGUACGGACUAUUCCAGAAAUAACAGGCUGGGGAGGUAGCUUUCAAAACUCUAAAUUUAUGGAUAAGAUUCCCCAUUUUUUGACAGCUACUAGAAAUCUAAAGCGCACAAACCUUUAAAUCUACCAUGCUUUCUGUUGUGGAAGGGAUGUGAUGUGAUGUUAACCUUUUUAAUCCUGGAAUACAAAUUUAUUUUAAAACGUGUUGAAUAUUUAAGGAUGACUUCAUGCAACUUAAUAAACCAUUUGUAAAGUGUUUGUAUACAACCCUUUGUAUCAUGUUGUUGGUACACCUUACCAAAUUUUUUUUGGGCAUGUAUUCCAUUCUUAACUUCUGUACAAUUUCUAUUGUUGCUGUAAAUAUUCUAAAAAGAGAGAAAAAAAAACAACCUGUGGUAACCUUAUUUAUCAGCAUGGAAAUGGUUAAUUUUUACUGAGCACAAUGUAUUUUUGAAUGGGCCUUCCAAAAUACGUCUUUAAUAAAAAUGCAGAUUUUGCACUAGAA